GCCUCUCAAGAUAUAAUACUCGUGAUUAACUGGUGGAUUUCUUUGUCGUUAGAACAUUAACAUUCUCAGGAAACUAACAGACUGCCGCCAUGAAUGGGGCGGUAGUAAAAAAAACCCAGGAUACACUGGGGAAAGUGAUAAAGAAACCACCACUCACGGAAAAACUGUUGAGCAAACCACCGUUUCGAUACCUUCACGACAUCUUCAGUGAGGUGAUCAGGACCACUGGUUUCAUGAAAGGCCUGUAUGGAGAGAAUGAUAUGAAGUCAGACAAUGUUAAGGACAAGGAUUCAAAGAUAGCCUUCCUUCAGAAGGCGAUAGAUGUAGUGAUGCUGGUGAGUGGCGAGCCCCUGGCAGCCAAGCCGGCACGCAUUGUGGCUGGUCAUGAGCCUGAGAAGACCAAUGAGCUACUGCAGGCUAUUGCCAAGUGCUGUCUCAACAAGCUGCCGAGUGAGGAAGCAGUGAAGCGUGUGUUGGCGGGAGACAAGCUGGACAUGAAAACAAAGGCCAGCACUUCCCGAUCUCAGGACAAGGAGAACAGAGAGGGACGUGAACGUCACCACGACAGAGAGGAGAGGAAGGAGAUCACGGAGCACAGUGGGAGCCAGGACCGGAAGGACCUAGAUCAGCAUAAGGAACAAGAGAGCCGGAGGAGAGAGGGAGAAAAGGAGCACCGGCGUGACGGGGAGCGCUCUGACAAGCACCACCGGAGUGAGCGGGAUCGCACCAAAGACCGUGACAAAGACAAGAGCCGUGACCGCGAACGAGACAAAGACAAAAGACAAAUGAAGGACAGGGAAAGGGAGAAAGACAGAGAUAGAGAUAAAGAGAAAGAUAGGGGGAAAGAGAAAGACCGGGAAAGGACUAGAGAAAGGGACUCCCAGAGAGAGAGAGACCGAGACCAUGAAAAAGACAGGGAGAAACGACGGGACCGAGACAAAGAGCGGGAGAAGGACAGAGAUCGACACAGAGAAAGUGAUGGAAGAAACAAGGCUCUGGAGAAAGGCAAUAGGAAGACCAGGAUUUCAGAAGAACCACGACAGAAGACUCACCCAGAAGAGCCCAGCAAAUCAGCCAAACCUGUGUCAGCAUCUGACAGUCCAGCCAGAAUACCUCGGCCCUCAUCUGCCAAAGGGCAGAGACGCAGGCCCAAAGUCGGGGGUCAAGAUGAGUCUGACAGUGAAGGAGAUGGAGAUGCUCCAUUAGCUGAGAGACCUUUACCCCAGGAGAAUGGAGAUGCCACAGAGUCUAUAGUGCCACCCCACAUGGACAACAGUAACAAGCGGAUCCCACGGCCCAGCAGCGCUCGUCCAGCGCCCCCACGGAUCAAGAGACAGGAGAGCUACACAGACGUUAUCCCACCCGAGAGGCUGGUCAGUGCCAAGCCUUUGGCAACAGUCAUUAUGGAGGGGAAAAAGCUGUCUGAGGAUGAGGACGAUGAAGAUGAGCAGUUUUUAGUGGAAGAGACUGCCCCUCCACCUUCAGAGAUCCCCAAGAUGAUGGUCAGGCCUACAGAGGAACUAGAUGAGGAAGAGAAGCAUGGCGGGCUCGUGAAAAAAAUUCUUGAGACCAAGAAAGAUUAUGAAACAUCAACAGCAUCUUCACAAUUGAAAGACCAGAGUGUGGUGUCUGAGGCGGCACGAAAGAAGGAGCGGGACCUGGUGUCGCGGGAGCUUGAGCGGCUGCGCUCAUCCAUUCAGAUGGUGUGCCGCAGCGCUCUGCCCCUGGGUAAAAUCAUGGACUAUUUCCAGGAGGACAUGGACGCCAUGCAAGCUGAGCUGCUAAACUGGCGACGGGAGAACAAGGAGCACGCUCAAGCCCUGCUUGAGGAGCAGAGAGCUACAGAUUGGGCAGUGGAGCCCCUUAAAGCCGAACUUGCUGAGCUUGAGCAGUUGAUGAAAGACCAGCAGGACAAGAUCUGUGCUGUCAAGUCCAACAUCCUAAAGAACGAAGACAAGAUCCAGAAGAUGGUGACGGGGAUUAGCUUCUCCGGUGGAACCUGAGGGACACAAAUAAGGCCCAAUGGAGUGGGAUCAAAAACUGCACUUUCUGAAGGCUUCGGGAAAAGGAGAUGGCCCCCAUUAAUAUACAUAUUACCAGCCAUUUAGAGUGUAAAUAAACCUGAUUUGGAGAACCUAUCCUCUAAUAAAAAGAAAAGACAUUUGACUUAUCAAAAGCUCAUAGCUAGGGGUAAAUUUUGAGACACAUCAGCCACUGUGGCUGGCGGACAACAUUUUCCUGCCCUGCGAACUACACUAACCCAAUCUUUUACCAUCUAUUUUUCAAUUUAUGGUGCCUUUGUGGAAUGAGCCAUUGUACAAACCUAGAGUUGGAC
Lampris incognitus (smalleye Pacific opah) is the source of this 2335-nucleotide messenger RNA. RefSeq names its product TNF receptor-associated factor 3 interacting protein 1 (gene ift54). The record is from RefSeq and is a predicted model, not a curated record. Gene Ontology annotation, molecular function: microtubule binding. Gene Ontology annotation, biological process: regulation of microtubule cytoskeleton organization; intraciliary transport; cilium assembly. The coding region runs from base 90 to 2003 and encodes 637 amino acids. Gene Ontology annotation, cellular component: axoneme; centrosome; ciliary basal body. Lineage: Eukaryota; Metazoa; Chordata; Actinopteri; Lampriformes; Lampridae. The transcript is spliced from 15 exons.